UAACUCCGUCGUCUCACGAUCACUCAUAAAGCUCGCCUUCGGACGUCCAAGCAAUACAGAAGUCCGUGAAACAUUCGGUGGCGCACUUUUGCAAAUUCUCUUUCGUUCGCUUCGCGUUUAUCCCGCGAAACACAGCCCGUUCGCGCGCGAGCAUCAGCCACGUUCGAGCAAUUCUUCCGUUUCACCGUCUCGUUCCUCUAGAGCCUUGGAAAUCUAUGUCGAACAGGGUCGAGGAAACCGCGUAGAGUUACAGAGUGAUCGUCGACGAGAUACCCCAAACGAAAUCGGAUAAUUCGGAGAAAUUGACGUCGAUUCGAAUCCUGGCCGUUUCGUUUUUCUGUAAAAAUGAGAACAUUCGCCAGAGCAUGGACGAUUCUUUUAGUGAUGAAGCUGUCGUACGCCGGGAAAUCGGUGGACGUGUUGACGUCCAGCAGCCUCAACACCCUGGAAGAAGAGGAGAUCCUCCGAGUGCUGUCGCGCAACGAGAGCACAUCGGCCAAUAAUUUCACGCUGGUCGAGGUAAUUGACAACUGGAGGAACCGCACGACCGAGACAGAGGCCACAUGGCGGGCGAAGGAGUUGGAUGUCCGCGCUAAUCCCUUUUACAACGAUUUUCCCGAAGAAAUUGAUCGAGAGGCAAGGAGAUUGUUACAAGUUCUUCCAGCUUUCGACCCCAGUGUUGGACGAGUAAGUGGAGAAUGCAAAAGGCACGCUGACAUUUUUCAUCGGGAGCUCGCCAAAUUCACUUUGUGGGCUCUCAAAAUGUACGACGCAACGGCGAAAAUACCGUCUGGCCUGUUAAACGGAAAUAUAAAUCAGUUUGGCGACUUCGACGAGUGCGUUGGAAUCGAAGGAAGCGACGGAAUUCAAGGGCAAUAUUGCUUGGCGUACCUUCAGCUGGCCGUCGACGAGUCUCGUCUAGAUCUGAAGCAUCUUCAUCGGUUGGUGCAUUCCCAUUAUGCUUUCAGAAGCAACAUCACCGAUCCUGGCCAUCGAGUACCUCGAUUUAAUAUCGUAAAUUGGGCAGUCUGUACUCCAGCAUCGUGCAGUUUCAAAGAUGUCGAGACGUCUAUUCGCGAGAUCCUUACUAGAUACACCUCGCAAACUGGCGUAAAAGUUACGGUGAAGGUGAACAAAGAAAUGUGUCAAGUAAAAACGAAAGAACCUGUACCGAACGAAACUAUAUUUGUUAGCUUAAUCUUCGUAGCUAUAUCUGUCUUAACAAUUGUAGCAGCUCUUUACGAUCAUUACAAAAUACCAGCAAGCGAAUUACUUCUAUCGUUUUCUUUGAAACGUAACUUUAAGAAGCUUAUAUCGUUAGAACGAAGGCAAAAUGACAUAGCUACACUUCAUGGUGUACGAGCUAUAAAUGCUCUAAUGCUGCUUUUAGCUCAUAAAAGCAUGGCUCUAUUUUUUAAUCCUUACGCAAACAGAACGGAAAUGAGCGAAUAUCUUGGUAAACCAUGGACGGUCAUAGGAAGAGCUGCCAGCCUUUACACAGACCCAUUUAUAAUGCUUUCUGGUCUUUUAACGUCAUAUUCUUUUAUUGGGAAACUAAAAAGAACUGGCAAUUUGGACAUAAAAGAUGAAUACAUAUCUCGUCUAAUCAGAAUAGUGCCACCUUUAGCAACCUUGAUAUUGUUAUGCACAUACGUAAUACCUUAUAUUGGUUCUGGACCACAAUGGAAUUUGGUGAUAACCGAGCAUGCAAAUAUUUGCAAGAGAACAUGGUGGAGAAACUUUCUAUUUAUUCAUAAUUACUUUGGAUUCGAAUCUAUGUGUCUUACUCAUACUCAUCAUCUAGGCAUAGACACGCAACUAUUCAUUCUUUCACCUUUAAUGGUGCUUCUCCUUUAUAAAAGGCCAAAGAUUGGGACUAUUGUUCUUACUAUGUGUGCUUUAUUUUCAACAGCACUUCGAUAUUUUGUAACGUAUUACAGAGAAUUAAGCAAUUACGUCUUCUUUGGUACCUCGAUAAAACAACUAUUCGAUACUGCAGAUUUUUCAUAUACUUUGCCAUCGCAUAGACUGACAGUUUACACAAUAGGAAUUUUUAUGGGCUAUCUGUUAAGAUAUUUGCCAAGAGAUUACAAGAUGAAUAAAAUAGUUCUUUACACAGGUUGGAUCUUAUGCACAUUCAUGUGCUGUUGUGCAUUCUUUGGACCUGCACGUAUGGGAUCCAUAAAUUAUAUAUAUAACCCAAUAGAUGCUGCAAUGUAUAAUGCAUUUGCUCCCAUUGGCUGGUGUAGCAUAUUUGCAUGGGCAACUGUGACAUACCAUACUGGGAAUACAAGUGAUUGGUUCAGUAGACUUUUAGCGUGGAAGGGAUUUCUGAUUACUACAAGGCUCAGUUAUGCGAUAUAUUUAACACAGUUUCCAAUAUACUUUUACAAUGUUGGAAGAACUCGAAGUGCUGGACAUUUUGCAUUCUUCAGCAUGCAAUUUGACCUAAAUGAAUUUUUAUGGAUUUUUAUUUUAUCAAUAGUUCUCACUUUAUUAGUUGAUACGCCAUUUCAAAAUAUUAAAAGUUAUUUAAUGAAAAAAUCUUCAUUAUCAGAAACAACGACAAAAUCGUUGAAACAAGAGUAACUUUUUCACCAAAUAAUUGCAAUUUAAUCAAAACUAUUGUAAAUAGUACCUAUGAUCUUUAUUUCAUUUUUAGUAAGAUGAAAUCCUAUAGCUUGCCUCGUAUACAAUGUAUAUGAUAGCUAAGAACAAUCAUAAUUUAUAUAAAUAUUCUUAUAUUUGAUUUAUAUAAGUACUUGUAAAUAAUAUGUAUUUUUGUAGUUUUAGUAGUACAUUUUUCAAAUCUUUGUAAAUGAUAAAUAUUAUGUUACGCGGACUAAUGUCUAACUGGUUAUUUUAAUGUAGUGUUAUUUAUUUAAAAGCGGUUUUUUUUAAUUGUACUUACUUCAUUACAAAAGAAUAUUUAAGAACAAUCAUAGCAACAAAAAAUUUACUGCGUUUAUUUCUGAAUAUAUUUCUUAAACUUAAACAUUGCUAGAUAUAAAUUUGAACUAAUUUCUCGUAGAUUUUGCCAAAAAACAUUCGAUAAUAAUUACUUGUUUUUAUCUCUACAUUUCCUUUAUACAUAUAUACAAACUACAUAUGUAUAUAAAUGUAUAGUUUUUAUAUCCUAAAUUUAUAGAUUAGUACUUUGAAUGAACUGCACAUUGGUGAAAAUUGUAAAUGACGUAAUAAAGUUUUAUUAACAAAUUA
Molecule: messenger RNA, 3219 nt
Organism: Bombus terrestris (buff-tailed bumblebee)
Lineage: Eukaryota; Metazoa; Arthropoda; Insecta; Hymenoptera; Apidae
Product: nose resistant to fluoxetine protein 6
Exons: 12
Coding region: 346-2589 (747 amino acids)
Molecular function (GO): acyltransferase activity, transferring groups other than amino-acyl groups
Source: RefSeq, a predicted model, not a curated record